Messenger RNA from Galendromus occidentalis (western predatory mite), 1264 nucleotides. Its product is annotated as protein YIPF2. Gene Ontology annotation, molecular function: small GTPase binding. The record is from RefSeq and is a predicted model, not a curated record. Gene Ontology annotation, cellular component: Golgi apparatus; membrane. Gene Ontology annotation, biological process: vesicle-mediated transport. The transcript is spliced from 3 exons. Bases 416 to 1138 code for a protein of 240 amino acids. NCBI's taxonomy places the organism in Eukaryota, Metazoa, Arthropoda, Arachnida, Mesostigmata, Phytoseiidae.
UGGGAGAACUCGGUCUCGCGAUCCUCUCCUCUGCACUGUCCUAUGCUGACGACAGAGCCGGCAUAUAGAUUCCGUUGCCGUUUAUUUGUUGAGGCCUCGACUUAUGACCGUCCGAGCCGAGUGUCUUCUUCUCUCUGGAUGGGACUGCUUUCCUGAGCUGCAUCCUUCAGAACGAGCUCUCCGGAUCGGUCAGCCGCUAGGCCUGCAUCAUCGUUCUAUCGACUUCCCCUCCGGUGUGAUCGAGCUGCGGGCUCGACCUGCGCUCAGUGAUUCCUGCCCCACCGUCGGGCGAGUGCGAAUGCGGUGACGAGGUCCUAUUCCGAAGCGAGAACCGUCUGUUUAACUCCUGUGAUUUCCAAUCUGGCGCCAUCCUAGGCGCCGCCUGUCACGCUUUUUUCCCCGAAUCCGUCUGGUGAUGUCGUUGCUCAAUGAAGACCAAAUGGCUGAGCCCCGGCCGAAAUCGCUCUUCAGCCUCGAUUACUACAAAAUUUAUUUCGAUGUCAAAGGGGAUGAGGUUUUGCAGCGGACGAUCGCCUCCUUGUAUCCACUCAAAGGGCAUUUGGAGCGGAAUAUACGAACGAACCCGGACCUAUACGGUCCCUUAUGGAUAAGCGUAUCGUUGAUCCUGACAUCAGCUAUAUCCCACGGCAUCGCUCAGUUCAUUGAGAAUGCCACCAGCUGCGUCGCUGUCGACACCGACAUGCGAAGAACGUCGUUCGUGAUGACAACAGUCUUUUUGUAUACUUUCCUUCUGCCGACAUCUCUAUGGGCCUAUCUCAAGUUCCAAAACGCCGAGACGAGACAGUCUUUGCCGAGCUAUAUCUGUCUCUAUGGAUACUCAUUAGCCGUCUUCAUCCCAAUAUCGAUUCUAUGGGUGCUCCGCAUCCCGACUAUCAUGUGGCCUGUCAUGUUGGGCGCAGCGCUCAUCACCGCGUAUUCCUUAGUGAACUCACUCUGGCCAUCCCUGGAAGGUCUUUCGACUUUGCGCUCGAGGUUCAUAGUUUCUUUCAUCGUGAUCGUUCUCCACGUCGGGCUGGCUGUGUCCCUGGGUUCGUAUGCUUUCGAGCCAUCGAGAGUACAUCCAGCAAGAAUCAUCAAACCCGUCGCACCUACGGCGGCCCCGACCGCACGGAGUUGAAAGAGAAAUUCCUCAUAACACAGAUGAGCCAGGAGAAGGCUCCGAAUAAAUUGCUAUUUUCCCGAACUCGCUGACUACUUUGACGGAACAAUUUCUCUCGCUGGGAUCGAGACGAAGCCUGGGCGG